AUCUCACGCUUCGUCCGUCAUUACCAAGCACUUUUUGGGUUCCGGACGAACAACAACAACAGCCAAGAUGGGAGAGGUUUUUUCCAAAUGUGCGUCUUUGGCUGCGACUCUACUGUUCUAUUUUGGUAUCAGGAAGAAGCCACUGGUCUUUGUUAGCGGUCUCGUGCCUCCGCAAAAACGUGCGACCAUCGACGAGGAUGAGGACGAGAACGCAUUCUCCUUCAUGGAGGAAACGUUAUGGCCAAUAAACCCGAAAAACCCUAAGGCCUACCCCUAAGCCCUAGGCCAAAAAACUGCCCUUAGCCCAAAAAAGUUAUACCAGCUGAAGCAUCCUCAGUAUCCUCUAUCUCUAAAAAACUCCGCGCACGCGGCAGGAGAGGACGAGCACGGGCAUCGGGAUUAAGGCCUCGGGUUCAAAAUCUUUGUCAAUGGUUCGAAAUCUUUGGCAAUAGAUGUAUGAUGUGUAUAUAGCGGGCUAUUGUUCCCUUGUUUUUUUCCCCUUUGGGAGUCAGCCAAUGCCUGGCAUUAACGAAAGCACUUUGUAGGUACCUCAAGGUUCUUUGAAGAUUCUAACUGAAGCCGCAAUGAUACAAAUUACAUAAUGAUGGCUAGAGAAAAGAAUUUCGGGUCUGUGAAGAAAGCAUCCGGAUUUAAUUGUGAUUUUUUUUGAAUUUUGAAACGACCUCUAACUUGGAGACAACCGACGACCGACUAAGACGACAAAGUCAGAAGCAUCAGCAGCAGCAUCCUCUUCUUCUUCUUCUUCUUCUUCUUUUGUGUCUACCUCUACGUCAAAGGACAAAGCCACACAUGAGAUGCCGCAAUUUCAUUACGUAAGCCAGGAGCACGCGGAUAUUGAUGCUAUUAGAAGAGUUAAGGCUUGAGGAAAUACAUCUUCACGGGCAUUUUGGUCCCGUUUUUUAAGGGAAAAGGGGACGAAAAGUGCUGCUGAAGAUGGAUCCCUGCAAGUUCUAAAAGAGGCUCCUACGAGAGGGGCGACGACGAUGAGGAGAACGAGAAGCACGCGGAAGAGGUGGGCUCCGAACUAAGCAAGUCCGCCCAUGCGGCAGGGGAGGAUGAGCACCAACACCAGGAUUACGGCAGGGUUUUUAGAGUCUUUGCUCAUAUCAAACUGUUAUUUAUUAUUAUGCCAUCGUUGUCCUUCGGUCAUGAGCCCCGUCUAAGGGACCGGCCUUAGCCAGGUUGUAGUGCCCAUCUGUGAGUUUAGUUGGCUUGGCCGCUUACUUGAGUGAGGGGGCGCAGGUGGAGCUGAAACCCCCCACCCUGACCACGCUCCCCCAUCGGUUUCGGCUGUCUCGGGUUAGGUUUGGGUGAGAGAGUUAAAGCAAGUUGGGCCUUUUCCCUCCUGUGCCCCCUAAUGCUAUUAUUAUCUUUUUUUAAACCGAAAGUGGUUUGCAAGGCUAAACUAGGGUAGACCUAUGGCCUGGGAUGUACAGAAAUCAUGGCCAAGAUGUACGGGGUAGAUGUAUACACCUCGAACGCAUCAGCGGAGAGAUGUACGCUGUAGGCACGUCGGUCAUCGACAUGAUCUACGCCAUAGACCACGCACUCGCGCCGGGGUGCUCUUUGACGGUUUUUCUCCUUAUCAUGCUUCUGAGAUGUACGGCAAUCAUGGCCGAGAUGUACUUGUAAGCGUAUGCAUCAUUUUUCGCAAAUUUUCUUCGAUUUUAAGUACAUCCUUUCAAUGGUUCUGCUCCUGUUAAGCAUUUCGCUAGCACCUUGCUGCCGGAUAUCCUUAGAUCUGCUUGCGUUUGUAAUUGCUUCGCAGACAUUGUGCUGCGGUCUUUUUCAAAUUGUUCACAUUACGAAGGUAGGCCGGUAAUUGCUUCAUUUAUUUCUACCGCAGUCCGCUAUUCGUCACGGUACUUGUAGCACGCCGGCAGGCAGUAAAUAUCUCAUGUAGUUUUUAGAAUUUGUAGGAGUAGGACCCUUCCGCCCUGCGCCGGCGUGUGAACACAUCACCGGGGAAGCGUGGGCGGCAGUCUAUGUGCUCGCUAUUAGAUUACUCCUGCUCUAGUGCAGGGCUAGCUCUUAGUCUUUGAUUAAUCGCCGUCUAGUUGAUUCACUUUCACAUUACUAUACCAUAGAAGUAGCAAGAAGCCAGGCAUUAUUGCUUCGUCUUAUUGCCAAUGAGAAGCAUUCUAUUAAUUUUUGCCGAUUUGUAAUUGUAUUAUCCUUCUGAAGUUCUUUUUGAAUUUUUGACGCACGCGCUAAUGUGGAGACAAUGGGUGGCCGAACGAGAUGAGAAGCCAAGAGGCAUCGCCAGUAUCCUCAUGGUCGUCACCUUCUUCUUCGUUCGUGUCCACUUCCGCGUCAAAGGACCAGGAGCAGGACAAGACCACACAAGAGAUCAGGGAGAGCCACGGGCACGCGGAUAUUGAAGCUAUUAGACGAGGCACCGAGGAGGGCGAGGAGAUGGAGGAGGAAGAGGUGGGCCUCGAGCCAGAAAAUACAGCGCGUGUGGCAGUAGAAGAUGAGAAUCGCCAUCAGGAUUAAGGCUUGGCUCUUAAAAUCUUUCCCUUUGCUUAUAGAUCUAUGGUGCUGUAGAGGCGGGCUACUAUUCUCUGAGCCACCUCUUACUCGCAACAAGAUGGAGCAUGCUCUUGAGAAUUACUAAUACGUAACGGCAAACGAAACUACUCUAAAGUCAUUCUAAUUCAUUAUCUAUUAACCAACUAACCGUAACCCCGGCGCACUUUUCUGGCUGAGGCGGGGUGGAGGAGGCGGCGGCGUCAAGGGAAUGCCCCUUGGUGCAUCUUGUGCGCCUCCUAGCUCUUCCGCGGCUGUCUCGUAGCUGCUCCGUCGCUGUUCCGCAGCUCUUCCGCGGCUGCUCCGCGACUGCUCCGCGGCUGCUCCGUACGUGUGCCGGAGCUGCUCCCCGGCUGUUCCGCAGCGGUCCGGCUGCGGAAGAGGAUGGAGCCCCUGGAGGGCCCGCGUGUGCGCGGGCAAGGCUCAGCGCAAAACUGCCCCGGGGUGCUCCGGAGGGGUUCUGAAAGCUGGUCGGUGACUGGCGGCUCCUUGUGUGUCUCAGUUUAGCAGGCCUCUUGCGCUGCCUUAUGGUGCUCCUGCUUGUUCCGGGGCUUGUCCUGGGGGCUGUGCAGCAGCCCGCUCCGCAGCUGCUUCCGCGGGGGGUUCUGCAGAGUGGUCCGCGAAGAGUCCAGCGGCGCGCGGGUCUCUGCCCCCGUGGCGAUUGCGUCGCGCCUGUAUCCCUCUAGUUGCGCUGAGUGGCAGCGCGGCGCGGCGCCUGACCUUGUCCCCGUUGCGUUUUUCUGCGCCCUUAGCACCACCAAGCAAACGGGCCGCCUGGGCCUGCUCCGUGGCGCUAGGACUCCAGCUGGCUGGCUGUGCCCCGCCGUCUUCGCCUUGUGUUCGACUCUGGCCGGCGUCUGCCCUUAGCUCUCCACCGUCUUGACCCGUGCCACCGCCGCGCCCUUCGGCACUUGUUCUUGCGCCUCUCCCUUUGUCUCGUUCUCCGCUUUGGUCUUAUGUCUCUUCCCCUCUCUUCGCUCGUUCGGUCCUCGGCUGCCCUUGGUUGCCGCCUCCUCGCCCUUCAAAACUAGCCCCCAGCGGCGAGCGCAGCGCGACGCCGGUGGAAGUACUCAAUAAGCGCGGGCUGAAUAUUCAAUAUGGCUGGUAAGUAAUGGAAAAGUCGACGGCGGUGGGGUGGUGGAUUAAAGAUAUGCGACGGCUCUUGGUUUCAGGUCAUUUUUAAGACCACCUAGGCUAGCCACGCCUCCUCUCCUCUAUCUAGUUCGUGUCAACUGCAACUACAAGCGUGACUUCUAGAUGAUACAAGGGGGAGGGGCAUAUGCGAAACAAGGACAAGUGUACACGGAGGGGCCUGUCUCGAUAGAUUAGAAGGAGCCAGCUUUUCUUAAAUGCACAGCUAGGGCCAGGGCUUAUACAUAAGCAACAUCUACUGUCGACAUCAAAUUUUUCACAAGUGGGCAAGGACAUAGAAAUAGAUGGAGAGGAUAUGCAACUUCUGGCGUUGGCCUGAAAUUCAUAAUCACAAGUAGACUGUCUUAGUGCUUUUUUUUAUUUCGUCAUGGAGGUGGGUGGAUAGGGAUUGAAGGGGCGAAGCACUCUUCUUGUUUGGUCACGGUUCUGGAUUUAAGUAUAACUGAAAGGAAAGGACUUUGACUUUGUGCACUUAAUACAUUUGCAUACACCUAUGUAUAGCUUCUUGAUUGAUGAUUGUGCGAAAGAGAGUGCCUUCUUUCAGGUUUAUGAGGUUUCUUUUAUUCGAAAAGCUAAGUCACGCGAGGACAUUGCUUUUGACCCCUCUAACAUGGAGACCAACGGCGGCCGACCAAGACGAAAAGCAGAGAAGCUCUGUCGCCAUCUUCUUCUUCCUCUUCUUCGUUGUUCGUGUCUUACAAGGCGAGUGAGGAGCCUAG
Messenger RNA from Amoebophrya sp. A25, 4421 nucleotides. NCBI's taxonomy places the organism in Eukaryota, Dinophyceae, Syndiniales, Amoebophryaceae. The record is from the annotation of a GenBank genome assembly.